Daktulosphaira vitifoliae (grape phylloxera) is the source of this 1808-nucleotide messenger RNA. RefSeq names its product cytochrome P450 4C1-like. NCBI's taxonomy places the organism in Eukaryota, Metazoa, Arthropoda, Insecta, Hemiptera, Phylloxeridae. The transcript has 13 exons. The coding region runs from base 102 to 1688 and encodes 528 amino acids. The record is from RefSeq and is a predicted model, not a curated record. Gene Ontology annotation, molecular function: iron ion binding; oxidoreductase activity, acting on paired donors, with incorporation or reduction of molecular oxygen; heme binding.
UGUCUUAAAAUUUUACUAUUUACUAUAAAUAACAUUUUUAAAAAUUAUUUAAUGUAGUUAAUUGUUUUUGUGUUGUGUCAUACUUAAAUGUUUUCAGAAUCAUGUUUGCACAAAGAAAUGUUAUUUAUUCUAUAUCCAAUACGUUACCUAUGACAAAAUUCGAAAUAUUGGUUUACGGAACUGCUAUUUUUGUGAUAGCUUAUUGGUUUCGAAUACGCUGGCAGUAUAGAAAAUUUUAUGAUCUAGCUAACAAACUUCCUGGGCAUCCUUCAUAUCCUUUGAAGGGAUCUACGUUUGAGUUGCCUAUCACUCCUGAAAAAUUGAUGGCUAAUAUAAAAAAAGCAGCUGAAGAUUUUAAUUACGAACCAGUAAAAAUGUGGAUAGGUCCAAUUUUAUUUGUUGGUGUUUUUAAGCCAGAAGAUGUACAGGUUGUGUUAAAUAGUUCUAAGGCUAUAGAAAAGGGCAUAGUGUAUCAGAUUAUUAAAAACCUAGCCGGUGAAGGAGUUUUUACUGCUUCGGUAGAUAAAUGGCGGAGACACCGUCGUGUUAUUGCCACUAUAUUCAACCCAAAGUUUUUAGAUCAACUUUUUCCUAUUUUCAACAAAAAUAAUAAAAAACUAGUCGAGAAUCUCAGUAAGCAUUUGGAUGACGCUGAACCUUUUGAUCUUUGGAAUUAUAUCAUGUCAUGCAAUUUGAAUAACGUGAGUCAAGCUGCCAUGGGUUUUAAUAAUUUUGAUAAAUAUAAUAUUUCUGGUUUUGUACAUACGCUUAAGAAACUUACAGAAUUUGGUCAGUUACUUGUUAAGCCAUGGUUGUACUCAAAGACAAUAUUCGCUAUAUUUGCUCAUCUAUCGGGUUGGUAUAACCAUAAAGAGAUUAUUGAUAAUAUCACAAAAGAAAUCAUACAAGAAAAACAAAGAGAGUAUAAUUCAAGAAAGUCAGAAAAAUAUGAUGAAAUCGAUAAUAAUUUCAAAGAAAAAAGAACUAAAGUGUUUUUGGACAAAUUAUUGAAAUUAAAUGAUGAAGGAGCAGAUUUUACUGACCAAGAUAUUCGAGACGAGGUGAUCACGAUGACAGUUGCGGGUAGCGAUACAAGUGCAAUAGGAGAAUGUUUUUGUUUACUAUUACUUGCUAUUCAUCAAGAUAUUCAGGAUAAAGUUUACGAAGAAAUCUAUAGUAUCAUGGGUGACAGUGAUCGUUCUGUAGAACCUGAUGAAAUACCAAAAUUUAAGUACUUGGAACAAGUAAUAAAAGAAUCACUCCGCCAUUUUUCACCGGGAGCAAUUUACUCUAGAAAAAUUGAUGAAAACAUUAAAUUAAGCAAUUAUGAACUGCCUGCUGGAUGCAAUGUAUUUGUUACACCUUUUGUCACACACACAAUUCCAAAGUUAUACCCUAACCCCAGAGAGUUUAAUCCUGAAAAUUUUAGUCCAGAAAACGAAAGCAUGAGAAAUAAGUUCAGUUAUCUUGCUUUUAGUGGUGGACUAAGGGGUUGUCUAGGAGCUAAAUAUGCCAUGUUAUCAAUGAAACUAAUGUUGGUGGAGGUUCUUCGAAAUUAUAGACUGUAUACAAAAGAAAAAUAUUCGACCAUAGAGUUACAAUUUGACAUGCUAGCGAAAUCAAAGCAUGGUUAUAAAGUCACUAUUCAGCCUAGAAAACUAUUGAAAUCACAAGGUACAACAGUUUAGUUAUUGAGAAUAUUUAUAAAUUAUUUAAAGUUAUAAUAUGAGUACCAUGUAUAUCAAAUUGUCUUGUAUAAAUUUAUAUAUAUAUUUAAAUUUUGUCAUGUAGUAAAAAAAAUGAAUUAA